UGAUGAUCAGUGUAGCCCCAGCAGUGCCACCUGUCAGUGUCCAUCAGUGCCAGCUGUCAGUGCUCAUACAUGCCACCUGCCAGUGCCACAUCAAUGCCACAUAUCAGUGCCUACCAGUGCACAUCAAUGCUACAUAUCAGUGCCCAUCUGAGCUGCCUUUCAGUGUCACCUAUCAGUGCCAGUCAGUGUCACCUAUCAAUGCCUUCAGUGCCGCCUAUCAGUGCCAGUCAGUGCCACCUAUCAGUGCUCAUCAGUGCCGCCUAUCAGUGCCCGUCAGUGCUGCCUAUCAGUGCUGCCUAUCAGUGCCAGUCAGUGCCACCUAACAGUGCCAUCAGUGCUGCUUAUCAGUGCCACCUAUCAGUGUCACUUAUCAGUGCCAUAUAUGAGUGUUGCCUUUCAGUGCCCAUCAGUGAUGCCUGUCAAUGCCCUUCAGUGCCACCUACCAGUGCCUCCUCAUCAGUG
This is a messenger RNA of Staurois parvus, 462 nucleotides long. The record is from the annotation of a GenBank genome assembly. Lineage: Eukaryota; Metazoa; Chordata; Amphibia; Anura; Ranidae.